UACGUGUGUGAAAACAUGUUGUACAUUUUCCUUUUGAUUGAUUCAGUAUGUGCAACGAAAUGAUAUAAAACGUAGAACCGAUGAUAAAUCGUCAUUUUCUUCAAACGAUAUCGAACCAUGACAGUGCCUGAUCAAUCGGAAUUUAAAUUUUCAAGAGCUUUUAAGCAAUCAAUUGUCCAGUUUUUCGAGAAUACCACUUUGCAUGGCUAUAAAUACUUAGUUGAUCCGAAGAGAGAUAACUUCCUUGAAAGAUUAGCAUGGUUUGUCGUUGUUGUGGUGGCUUUAGUCUUUGCAGUGUACAUCACCCUUCUCGGCUGGGCCGAUUUUAAUGAAAAUCCAACAUUCACAACACUUUACAGUCAAAAGUAUCCAAUUUGGGAGGUAGAUUUUCCUGGAGUCACGAUCUGCAGCAUAAAUAGAAUAAGCCGGAAAGCUGCCAUCAGAUAUGCGGAAAUGUUAGUCUCAAAGGAUCCGCAAAUCAAUAUUUCAUGGGUAUUGGACAAUAUUCGCAACCUGGGAGCUUUAACGGAUUAUACCAAUAUCAUGGAAACGGAUUUUUAUCGAUUCCAAGAUACUCUAGAUCGUCUCGAUCCGGAGGAACAUGUAGGCGUUAAUAACAUUCAGAAAACAAUGGAUAAGUUAUCACCUAAUUGCUCCGAUUUAGUUGUGAAAUGUCGAUGGGACGCGCAGGACAUCGAUUGCGAUAAAAUAGUGAUGAAGAGGAGAACAUCAGAAGGGUAUUGUUGUGCAUUUAAUUAUGUUCGAGCGAAGGACGUUAUACUGUCGGCAGAAAAUACCCAAGAACCACUUCGUUCAUAUCAAACUGGAACGGAAAACGGAUUGAUUGUCGUACUCAACUCAACCGCAUCCGAUUACUUCUACUCGUUACGUAGUAUGAUUGGCUUCGUUGUCGGAAUUCACAAUGCACGCAAUUUUCCAGACUCAACCAAUGGAAAUUAUCAUCAAUUUGUUGUGCCACAGAAUACCGAGACAUUCUUGAAACUAGAUGUGGCCACAGUCAAAACCGAUAAUGAAGUGGCACGAUAUCCACUGGAGAAGCGUGGAUGUCUGUUUCAUUUUGAACAAAACUCUAAGUUUGGUGGCCGUUACAGUUACGCAGACUGCAUACUCCGAUGUAAGAUUUACAAUUACUUACAUUUGUGCAGCUGUGUUCCGUACACGUUACCAACUAAUUUCCCGGAUUUCGAUGAAGUAAGAAAUGCAACGCAGUGCAAUCUUACGCAUCUCAAGUGUUUAUCAAGAUAUUCGUUAACAAUACUCAGACAAAGACCGAAAAAACUUAUCAAAGGCUUAGAAAAGGAACUAGGUGAUUCUAUUGAUUGUCCAGAUUGCUAUCCAUUAUGUUCACUGAGCCGGUACUUGGUGCAAGCAUCUUAUUCACAAAUAGCAACCAAAGAAAUAACUGGAGAUGCGUGGGGAAUAAUGAAAGGUGUUGUUACGAGCAAUGGCUCAAGGGAUGUAUCGAUUCUGCGAGUAUAUUAUCCCUUAGUAGCGACACUACUAUACAGAUGUGGAGUUGUGUACACUUGGCACGAGAUCAUUAGCUAUUUUGGUGGUUUACUCAGCCUAUGCAUCGGUCUUUCAACCAUCAGUGUCAUGGAAGUGAUAUACUUUGCGACCGUAAGACUUUAUCAAAAUUUCGUUGGCGAAGACAAAAAGAAUAAAAUGCCCAAAAUGCCAGCGUACAACGAUAUUGAAAUCAUGCUGGUGAAAGAAUAUGCCCAUCACAAGAAAUGAAGAGCCCCGACAUCAAAUUGUUCGAUUAUAUUUAACUUUUCGCAUUCAUUAAUUAACCGUGACAAUGUCCUUUCAAUUUCACCCUCCACCCCAUCGCAUUUCAUGUAAUUAUGUUUAUUUGACAUAGCAAGUGUUUCCACAAUUUCAUAGUGCCAUUCAUUGCGCACGUGCUACCGAUUUUCGUUGUAGAGUGUUGAUGCAACAAAAAAACAUAUGAAAAAUCAAACAAAACAUUUUUUUCAAUUAAAUGCCAUCAAAGACACAACCGACCCCUCUCUGGUAUACAUCUCUUUUGUAACCAAUCUUCCCGGAUGAUAAUAUGCUUUUCAACUUAUAAGCUAAUAAUACACGGUCUUUAAAUAAAAAUCCAAAAUAUUUAUUACAAAUUCAUGGACAUAAAUUACAACCCUAA
Messenger RNA from Bradysia coprophila, 2170 nucleotides. Its product is annotated as pickpocket protein 28-like. Gene Ontology annotation, biological process: sodium ion transmembrane transport. Lineage: Eukaryota; Metazoa; Arthropoda; Insecta; Diptera; Sciaridae. The record is from RefSeq and is a predicted model, not a curated record. Gene Ontology annotation, cellular component: plasma membrane. Gene Ontology annotation, molecular function: ligand-gated sodium channel activity.